CUUGUUCUACGUUUAACUAAAGGAAAAAUAACGAUUGUCUGAAAUGGCCUCUAGUCAAAUUCCCGAUUGGGUUACUGCAGACCUGUUCGAGGAUUUGCUCAAGGCGAAUGUCGAAGGAUACUCAAAAGUGAAGAAUUUUAAGGCAGUCAUUGGAUCUGCGGCGGGUGAAAAUUAUGCCACGGUUAUGCUGCGAGUUAAAGUCGAGGUGGAACUGAAGGACGGAAAAUCGAAACCCGUGUCUUUUAUGGUCAAACUGCCCCACCACCUGGAGGCACUCCAGGAGAUGACCAAAAGGAACCACUUCUUUGAAAUUGAGCGCACCAUGUACAACGAGGUUGUCCCCGAGAUGGAGGCGAUCUACAAAGCAGCGGGUGUGGACAUUACAUUCGGUGCCAAGAGCUACGAUCUAAAGAAUGCCAAGAGCGACUAUGUGGCGCUGGAGGACCUGGGAGUCAAGGGAUUCAAGAACGCCAACCGCCUUGAAGGACUCGAACAAACGCACACGGAAAGGGUCCUUCGAAAGCUGGCCCAGUGGCAUGCGGCAUCCGCAGUGCGAGUGGCCACCAAGGGUCUAUACCCUGAUAUCCUUCUGCAGGGAUUCUUCAAGGAUGACAACCGCCCCAUGAUGACGGAAACGAUGAAGGGAAUGGGUGCCAGAUUCCACAAAAGCUGUCUUACCUACGAAGGACACGAGCUUUUUAUUGACAACGUUAAAGCAUUACAAUCCGUAUUUAUCGAUAAAAUGUUUGAAAUCGGCAAGCCCGAUCCAAAUGAGUUUAAUGUGUUGAACCAUGGCGACCUCUGGUCGAAUAAUAUUAUGUUUCAGUACGAUGCUUUUGGAAAGAUCAAGGAGGUUUAUUUGGUCGACUACCAGAUCCCCAAAUAUGGCACAGUGGCCCAGGACCUGCUGUACUUCCUAAUUUCUUCCACAAAGCUGGAGGAUAAGAUUGCAAAGUUCGAUUAUUAUAUCAAGGUUUACCAUGACAACCUGGUUGAACACCUGAAGAUUCUGAACUACAAAAAACCAAUUCCCAGCCUUCGUGAUAUUCACUUCGCCCUGUUGAAGUAUGGAUUUUAUGGUUACGCAGUUGCCUCUGGUGUGAUGGCCGGCGUUCUUCUGGAUCCCACGGAGGCAGCUAGUUUCGAGAAAUUCGUUGGUGAGACCGAAGCGGAUGUCGACUUUCAGAUGCAGCUGUACAACACUCCUCGUUUCCGCAAACACAUUUCUGUGGUCAUGCCAUGGCUUCUAAAUCGCGGCUCCUUGGAGAUCUAGGAAGUGGUUGGGAUACUAAGGUGACUAACCCACCGACUAUGUCCUGAAAAAAGAUAGCCAUAUUUGGAAAAUAAUAUAUGUUGGAAUUUAAAACGUAUUGAAAUUGUGUCUAACACCCCGUUGCCUAAUUUGUAGUCAGGGAUACACCUGAGUCAUUAAAGAAAAUAAAAGAAGAUGGCUUUAA
Messenger RNA from Drosophila ficusphila, 1457 nucleotides. RefSeq lists its product as uncharacterized. The transcript is spliced from 4 exons. The record is from RefSeq and is a predicted model, not a curated record. The coding region runs from base 44 to 1273 and encodes 409 amino acids. Lineage: Eukaryota; Metazoa; Arthropoda; Insecta; Diptera; Drosophilidae.